This is a messenger RNA of Acanthoscelides obtectus, 404 nucleotides long. The record is from the annotation of a GenBank genome assembly. Lineage: Eukaryota; Metazoa; Arthropoda; Insecta; Coleoptera; Chrysomelidae.
CAACCAGUUGCAGAAGAGAAAAACCGAGUCAGUGCAAGUUAAAAUGGCUAUCGAUAAUUUUGAAAAAUGUAUUGUCGAUGUGAGAAAUAAAAUUGAUGACAAUAAAUGAAGCCAAAAGUAUUUGCACUGAUCCCCAAGGCAACAAAAGGAGACGACGUAAUAAUAGCAGUCACGAUCACCGAGUUGCCGCAUUAGAAGUAUGCGACAAUAUAAUUUCAAUUCAAAGAUCAUUUGGUAGCCGCAUCCCUUUUUUUCCCCGAACACUUUGGAGAAUACUGUGGUAAGUUUCCUGAUGACAAGUUGGAAACUACCUUCUUGGCUUAUCCCGAAUUAGAAAAAAGUUGUUUAAAGACAGAGUUGUCUGUUAUUUAUGUACGAAAUGAUUGCCGAGAUUUACAUGGAAC